CUGCGAGCGAGCUAGCGAGCGACAAGCACCAGGCCUCACGUGCUCUCCCACCCUCUGCUUCCAUAACUUGUCCUCUGUUCCUCCAUUCGCCACUUCGCUUCUGAUACGAGGGAAGAGAGAGAUACAGAGAGAGAGAGAGAGAGAGAGAGAGGACAGAAAAGGUAGGGUGACCAAGAACCAAGGGUUGGAAGAAAGACGGCGGGAAAUAAAUCCAGUCUUUUGGCUUCUCCAUCUCUUACCAGGGGUUCCUGAUCUUCGCCGUCUGAAACAUGAGAACAGUGCCCGGUAGAAUUCACGAGUCUUCAUCUUGGCCGAAGACGGUGGUGAGGAAAUGGUUCAACCUAAAGAGCGGGGAGUUCCAUUCCGACUGCAAUAGGGAGAGAUUGGGAGGAGGGACACAGGAAAGAAGAAGGAAGAGCUGUUCGGACCUUCGUCUGAGAAGGGAUCUGUCAGGUAGAUGGUUAGUGGAGAGCUCCGAGAACCUCAAACCACCCGGAUUUGGAACCGUUAACCCAGCAAGUUCUUUCUCUCCCGAUAGAAACCUCAGGAUGUUCGUGGGGACGUGGAACGUGGGAGGGAGAGCGCCCCACGGGGGUCUAAACUUGAGAGGUUGGCUCAUGAGCACGCCUUCCCCCGCCGACAUCUAUGUCCUCGGGUUCCAGGAGAUCGUCCCGUUGAACGCCGGCAACGUCUUGGGCGCCGAGGACGAGGGCCCUGCCUACAAGUGGCUCUCCCUCAUUCGCCAAACCAUCAACCCUCCGAAGAAGGGCGCCCGCAACCACAGGACCUCCACGGACUCCGAACCGGCUCAGAAGCGGCGGAUCAGCUUCUCGGAUCUACUGUCCAUGGACGCGGCGGAGGAGGAGCAAGUUGGCUACGACGAGGGCCGCGAGCUGGGCAAUUACUCAAGCUCCAGUAGCGACGAGGAACCGCUCGAUUCUUCUCCGGGCGAGUACCGCCUCGCGGCGAGCAAGCAGAUGGUGGGGAUUUUCCUGUGCGUGUGGGUUCGGGCCGGGCUCAUGCCGCACGUGUCCAGCCUCAAAGUCUCCUGCGUGGGGAGGGGCAUUAUGGGAUACCUGGGAAAUAAGGGAUCGAUUUCGAUCAGUAUGACUCUUGAGAGGACCACGUUCUGUUUUGUGUGCACUCAUCUGGCAUCGGGAGAGAAGGACGGUGAUGAGGUGCGAAGGAACUCGGAUGUAAUGGAGAUUCUCAAGAGGACUAGAUUCCCGCAAUCUAAUAGAUUCUCAGGUGCAGCGUCACCCGAAACCAUCUUAGAGCACGACAAGAUCAUAUGGCUUGGAGAUCUUAAUUAUCGCCUAACAACGAGCUGCAGCGAGACCCAUCAACUUUUGCAGAGGAACGACUGGGAAGCGCUGCUGGAGAAAGAUCAACUUAGAAUUGAACAGAGAGCCGGUCGUGUAUUUGCUGGAUGGGAGGAAGGGAGAAUAAUUUUCCCUCCCACUUACAAAUAUUUAGCUAAUUCUGACGUUUAUGCCGUCAACCUCGCUAAAUCUAGAGAAAAGAAACGCACUCCGGCUUGGUGCGACCGGAUACUCUGGCGGGGAAAAGGGAUGAAGCAGAUGUGGUACCUGAGAGGGGAAUCCCGCUUCUCGGACCACAGGCCCGUCUACUCCCUCUUCUCCGUACAACUGAACUACCACGUGGAAGCAGCUGCACGGGAGCACCGAGAAAGCGAGAGGAAGGAUCACAGCAGGAGCAACAACCAAACCAAAGGCCCCACGAACUCCACCCCAGCAGCUUCAGCAAAUAAUCCCAACACUAACGGCAGCAAUACGUCGUCGUCGUCAUGGAUGAAGGUCGAGGCGGAGGAGCUGCUCCUCGUAAGCAGGACACAAAGCUGUUUGGAAGCCUCCAGAUUCUGACCAGCGACCACGAACCACCAACUCCACAUUCAUCACAUUCUUUUUUUUGUUACUUUAGAUAUAUGAAAGAAAGAAAGAAAGGAAGGAAGAAGAGGCAGCAAAAGUAGCAGAGGAUUAGAAAGAAGACGACGAAAAGACAAAAUCGCAAAAAGCAAAGACUGCUCCCAGAAAGCAAGGUUCAAUGUUAGCCGCUGUGGAAUUGCCCUUUUUUUCUCACAGCCUUUGGCUUCUUCCUCGUGAUGUUAUUAAAUUUGUUUGGUCAUUUAGCGGGAGGAUUCGAUGUUAAACACGUUUUUGGGGGUCUAAUUAUUGCAGCUACCAACCGAGGUGGAAGGGCCGUGAAGAUUGUAAAGCGAGGAGGAAGACAAUGAGAGGGCUUACAAAAUGGCCUAAUGUAACACGUUAGGUGACAGCCUUUUCUGUUUUUUUCCCCCUAAUUUUUGGUAUUUUAGGUAAAGGGAGCUGAAUGAAGAGGAGCAGCGCGUGUUCUGUUUGCA
This is a messenger RNA of Elaeis guineensis (African oil palm), 2380 nucleotides long. The record is from RefSeq and is a predicted model, not a curated record. Lineage: Eukaryota; Viridiplantae; Streptophyta; Magnoliopsida; Arecales; Arecaceae.